CACUCCCUUGGAGCUGCCAGGGGCUGAACAGGGAACAAGGAAAUACAAGCUCUGCUCUCCCUGUGACUUCAGAAAAACAUUUUCCGCUUCAUGGAAGCAGGAGCGACAUGGGCACCUCCUGCAGCUGUGCGGGACGCUGGAGAUGUCCUUCACCUUUUAAAAGAAAAAAAGAAAAGCAAGGCACUAGAGCAAAACAGAUGAGCCAACUGCACCAGGAUGACAGGAAGAAGGGUCUGCAGGCUGCUCACACAUACGAUGACGUCUCGAAGUUUCCAGUCUAUGCUACUGUGAACAAGCCCAGGAAUGUGAAGCAUGAUGACAGCGUACACUAUGCAGAUAUCCAGGUGUUCACCAGGGCCCGGGAGCGCUCGGCCCAAGAGGUGAAGAACUUGCAAAUACAGAAUGCAACGGAGUAUGCCACCCUUAACUUCCCCUAUCCCAGAGUGAAAUACGAUAGCAGAAAUGGGACCCUGGUGUAAGAGGUGCAGCAGCUUCCUUCAGCAAAAGUGUUUCACAGACUGAGAUGCCGUAGAUUCAAGCCUGUAUCCCCAUGGACGCAUGGGUCUCUCUGAGAAUGUGCAGAGAACCUGGAUCCUCCAGCUGUAUUUGGUUUUGAAGGACUCUAAUAUUUCUCGUAACUGAAUAAAACUUUUCAUUGGGUUUUGCUCAGAAAAUCCAACUUACCCCUUUAGAAACGUCAGGGAUGUUUCUGAGGCUGGAAGGAUGUCUGCUUUGGGCCCUUCUAGAAAGUAAAGGUGCUCCCUGUCUAAUGAAAUCAUAGCCCAAUGCCAUGGGGAAGUGGUUCAUGGCAUGGCAGGAGGAUUAGCUCAGCACCAAUAAGGCAGAUCUGGAAACCCAGAACAAAGGAUUAGAUAAGUUAGAACAAGUGAAAUGUUUGCCACUGGAUUUUGUUUCAACAUCAAGAAAACCCUGCAGCUGUUACAGAAAAUGACAGGUGGGUGAUACUGUGAGGAAAUUGCAUGGACCAUGUCACCCUAUGCAUGCUGCAAACACUAGCCCUUCCACUUGGCAUGCUUCAGACACUAACCCCGUACCAUUUCCCCAAUGAAGCAGUGUGUUCCCACCAUGCACAGUGCUCUGCAAUGCUAAGAGCAGGAAUGCAGGGUCUAGACAUAGCUAUAAAGCAGCCCUUUCAGCAGUGUGAUGGUUAUAGAUGUGGAUCCUUGCCCCUGAAAGGGAAUGAGAAGCUCUUAGCUAU
Messenger RNA from Chelonoidis abingdonii (Abingdon island giant tortoise), 1219 nucleotides. RefSeq names its product chromosome 18 C11orf52 homolog (gene C18H11orf52). Lineage: Eukaryota; Metazoa; Chordata; Testudines; Testudinidae. The record is from RefSeq and is a predicted model, not a curated record. Gene Ontology annotation, cellular component: extracellular exosome.